AAUCCCACUGCACCACAUACGACCUGUGAGGGGCUAACAGCAGAAAUUGUUACAGCUGACUGUAUUCUUACUGCACAUGUGCAAUGCCCGGACACCAGGAGAAAGUCAGCAGGGCUAGAGCCGCACAAGAAUGGGAGUCUCCAGGUUACGAGUCACCGCUGCCCGUCACGGAGAUGUCCAAUCCACUGUCCCGUGACAUAGACAGGGCGGGGCCGCGGCAGAUUGUGCGUGUCCUUCAGGAGUGUGAUGCUGAGGUAUUCCAGGGGGACCUGCAGCCAGACGCAGAGUUUAAGAGACUCUACAGUGAGUCUGUGACACAAAUUCUGGUGAAUGUGGCUGACAGGGUGAAAACAAUUCUCAGGGAACCAGAUGACAGUUUAAUCGUCCUCAGUGGGUGUGGGACAUCUGGCCGUAUUGCUUUUCUUUUAGCUAACACAUUCAACCGGAUUCUUGGAAUGCAUCAGCAAAAGCCAGUGUACACUUACAUUAUUGCUGGAGGUGACAAGGCUCUAUUGACCUCUCAGGAGGCUCCAGAGGACGCUCCCUCACUGGGAGCACAAGUGCUGAAGGAGGCUUGUGUUGGAAAGAAGCAUGUUCUCUUCUUUGGAAUUUCCUGUGGUCUCUCGGCACCAUUUGUUGCUGGCCAGCUCGACUUCUGCUUGAACAAUUUGGACAUCCUCACUCCUGUGCUGAUAGGAUUCAACCCUGCACACAUGGCAAGGAAUGAGCCUAUCCAAGGGUGGCCACAUACUUUCAGACAGGUCACAGAGAGGAUGCUGGACUCGCAGAGGGCUCAGAGAGCUUUUGUUCUAAACCCAGUGGUUGGGCCCGAGGCCAUCAGUGGCUCGUCGCGGAUGAAAGGGGGCACGGCCACAAAGGUCCUGCUGGAGAGUGCGCUCCUGCUGGGCCACAGGGCAGCCCGUAGCCACGCGGAGAUCAAUCGCCAAGCUGUGUUGGACUGCAUAGGAGAUUAUGAGAGGGUUCAUGAAAUGACAUACUGUAAAACCGAUGAGUUGGCCAGUGUGGUUGGAAAAGCCGGAACUAGCCUACAGAAGGAGGGACAUGUUUAUUACCUCGGCUGGAAGACUCUGGGAAUUAUGGGAAUUAUUGACGCGAGUGAGUGCGUCCCCACAUUCGGAGCAGACUUUCAAGACAUUAGAGGUUUUAUGUGCGGGGGUUUCAGUGAAAUGAACAAUAAAGAGGGAAAUUUGUCCUCUCUGGGUCCACAAUUCUGUAUUGAUCACAAGGACUUUGUAACCACCAUUUUGCCCCUCCUAGGAGAGAAUGACACAGUUAUCUUCAUAUUUACUGUGGAUGAUGAUUUUGGUGAUGUUGAGAAAUUAGCUGGACAAGUGAAAAUGAAGACCUCAAAUGUGCAAGCAAUUUGUCAUGAAUACAAGGGACACCAUUUUCCUGUGAACAUAAACAGCAUAUUUGACUCAAAAGUCCUUAAAAUCAGUUGGACCCCCUCAGAUGCAGAUGAUGUCUUUUUCAUGAGGCUACAGUGGGAACUCUCCACAAAGUGGAUGCUGAAUGGAAUCAGCACGGGUGCUCACGUCUUAAAGGGCAAAGUCUAUAAAAACUACAUGAUAGAUCUCAAGGUCACCAACAGCAAGCUGUACAGAAGGGCCAUAGGCAUACUACAGAGGUUCACAGGUUGCCCGUGGACGCAGGCAGAGCGAGCCCUCCUGAGAGUCCUCUACGGAGUGGAGGAGCUCACCAUGGAGAUGGCCACGGCGGAUGUCAGCAGACACACUCAUGCAGCCACCACAAGUGACAGGGUGGUUCCGGCGGCUCUGGUGGUUCUCCAGACGAGCUGCUCAGUAUCACAGGCACAGGCGCAGCUGAGAGAAUGCUCUGUGGUCAGGGAUGCUGUGGAGACCUGUCUGACCUCUGGACGCCACUAGCUGCACUCCAAGACAUAUGAAAUAACCUGACAUGGCUCUUGGUGUUGAGCUUGUCUAAUCACAACAAAGGAAUAUCAGGAAUGUCAUUUUAUGUAAAAUGACAAACUUAACUAUCUCUUGGCAGGAUUGAAUUGUCAUGUUAUUAUCAUUAUAUUGGAAAUGUUUAUUUACAUUUUUCAGGGAUGGAUUACUGAACAGGCCUACUGGGCCUAGGCCCAGGGGCACAAGGGUUUAUGUUCUCCACCCCAUCUUAGUCAUUCCUGAAAUCUAACACAGGUUACACUGUGUGUGAUAAUCAUGCUUUGUAAUUGCCAUCUUUUCACAGCAAGAUGUCUUAAAUCCACAGCAAGAUGCCUUAAAUCCAUUUCUACAAAACUCGCCAGAAUUAAUCAGUUAAGGGGUUAUCUUAAAAAAAAGUAACUUUCCAAGGCCUUUUUGGGGGCCUUUUCAUGUCUGUGGCCAGGGGCCCAUAAUCAGUGCAUCCAUUUUUUGUGGCAUUUUUAAAACAAUAUGCUGUCUUACAUUAGUCUUACAUUUAAUGCAUUGUGCAAUGUAGCCUUAAUUGUUUCAUUUACAAUUAAAAAUGUGUCACUGUAAGAAAUAAAUAUCACUAGAUCAGUACGUUAAAGGUACACUAUGCAAGAUUUUCACCUUAAAGAGAAACUAUGCAGUUUGGGCAAUAUCUUUGCUGUUUUCUUAUUUCUCGCUUACAGGUUUCUCUGCAGAGCUCCCCCUACAGCUUCAGCGUAUAUUUUUGAGAUACUCAUUAAUCGGUCCGUCUGCUGUUUCCUCUUUCCUUGUUCCUCUGACAACAGUUUACUUUUUGCUGGCUCUGCUAUGACAAAUGUCUGAGAAACUCCAGCCGGUGCCUGACGUGUAUGUGUGUAGCACAGUAAAGCAAUUGGUUACAUUGUGAGCAUGAUUGCGAACCAAAUUCUGUAAAUGAAAAACGUGAGCCAACUCAACAACAACCUCAGGAUACCUGAGAAAGACAGGUCACAUGACAAGUAGUCAUUCAGCACAGUCUGUUACAGUA
Messenger RNA from Sardina pilchardus (European sardine), 2943 nucleotides. It is a transcript of the gene gckr, whose product is annotated as glucokinase (hexokinase 4) regulator. Gene Ontology annotation, biological process: carbohydrate derivative metabolic process; glucose homeostasis; response to fructose. Gene Ontology annotation, cellular component: nucleoplasm; cytosol. NCBI's taxonomy places the organism in Eukaryota, Metazoa, Chordata, Actinopteri, Clupeiformes, Clupeidae. The transcript is spliced from 19 exons. The coding region runs from base 84 to 1907 and encodes 607 amino acids. The record is from RefSeq and is a predicted model, not a curated record. Gene Ontology annotation, molecular function: enzyme binding; fructose-6-phosphate binding; enzyme inhibitor activity.